AUUUAGCUAAUUUCUAUGCAAUUCCCAAAUUGGAUGGGUUGACGAAGCUAAUUUUCCAAUUUUAAAAGCACCUCCGUGUUCCACACCCUAUCACGAGGUUCAGAACCCUAUCUAUAUCAGCACUCUGUUCGUCUGUUUACUGAGUGAUUGAAUUAGAUCUCUGAGUUUUUGGCAUAUAUUUGUUGCAUGUUUUAUAUCAAGGCAAGAAUUGGCUUUUGAUACAAAGAAAAAAUAAGAAAUGGCGGCUGGAACGACCAGAAAAAUAUCAGCGGCCUCAGCAAGGGCUCACACAAGAAAACCAAAGCAAAAGGCUUCCGGUGCAGGAUUUUCAGGGGUGUUCAAGAAAAUUCUAUUGGUUUCUUUCAUCGGGUUUUUGGCAUGGGCUUAUCAGGCAACUCGGCCUCCUCUUCCCAAAAAAUGUGGCUCGCCAGAUGGACCUCCCAUUACAGCAUCCAGAAUACAACUUAAUGAUGGGAGACACUUGGCUUACAAAGAAUAUGGUGUCCCAAAGGAUAAGGCGAAGUAUAAAAUAAUCUUUGUCCAUGGCUUUGAUAAUUGCAGACUUAGUGUUUCUGCUAUAACCUCAUAUAUCUCCCCGGAUCUUGUUGAAAGUCAAGGAAUCUAUGUUGUUUCAUUUGACAGACCAGGUUAUGCAGAAAGUGAUCCUAACCCGAAACAAACAGUUAGGAGUACCGCUUUUGACAUUGAGGAGCUUGCAGAUAAGUUGGGCUUGGGAUCCAAAUUCUAUAUUGUUGGAUUUUCUAUGGGAGGACAGGUGGUAUGGACCUGCCUCAAGUAUAUUCCUCACAGAUUGGCAGGAGCAGCGCUGUUGGCACCAGUCAUCAAUUAUUGGUGGCCUGGUUUACCUUCAAACUUGUCCAAAGAAGCCUAUGAUCAGCAGCUUCCACAAGAUCGAUGGGCUCUCCGUGUUUCUCACCACAUGCCAUGGCUUACCCACUGGUGGAACACUCAAAAAUUAUUUCCGCGUCUUAGUCUUGUAGAUCACAACCCAGCAGUUUUCUCCCACCAGGACAGAGAACUUAUGCCUAGGAUUCAAUCUAUGGUGGGGGAGUAUCAGGCACAGAUUAGACAGCAAGGAGAUUUUGUAUCCCUUCAUCGAGAUUUGAUGAUUGGAUUUGGGACCUGGGAAUUUGAUCCUACGGAUCUGGAGAACCCCUUUUUAGAAAGUGAAGGUUCGAUUCACUUAUGGCAGGGUGAUGAAGAUAAACUUGUCCCUGUUAAACCACAACGUUACAUUGUCCAGAAGCUGCCAUGGAUUCAGUAUCAUGAGCUACCCGGCGCUGGACACAUGUUUCCAUAUGCUGAUGGAAUGGCAGACUCGAUCAUCAAAACACUUUUAGGCGCUGCAUAGACGCGUCUUCUGCAGAGAUGUUGGGUCUACACUUGUUCUAGUGCAUCAUUACCUCGGGAUUUGAAAUCUCGUAUGUUGUGACAAUUUUUGUUUGAGACAUGAUGUUAUAUAUGAGCUACAAUUUUCAUUUGAAUUGAUCAGUAAUGGAAGUGAAGGUGACUGCCCUGGUCAGUCUCUAUCUAGCC
Messenger RNA from Olea europaea var. sylvestris, 1557 nucleotides. RefSeq lists its product as uncharacterized. The record is from RefSeq and is a predicted model, not a curated record. The transcript is spliced from 5 exons. NCBI's taxonomy places the organism in Eukaryota, Viridiplantae, Streptophyta, Magnoliopsida, Lamiales, Oleaceae. Bases 239 to 1372 code for a protein of 377 amino acids.